This is a messenger RNA of Clonostachys rhizophaga, 1053 nucleotides long. NCBI's taxonomy places the organism in Eukaryota, Fungi, Ascomycota, Sordariomycetes, Hypocreales, Bionectriaceae. The record is from the annotation of a GenBank genome assembly.
AUGCUCCUUAACUUAUUAGAUGGUAUCAAUCAUCUGCGAUUUCCUGGAACAGACUUGGUUUUCGUUCCCAAUCAAGCCGUCAAUGAGAGUGCGGCGAACCUCGUGUCCAGAAGAAAAUUGAUGCUAACGAAUGCACUUCCCCUGAAGCAUCUUCGACCUGGUCUCAAGAAUGGCUUUUUUACUGUAAGAUUACUUCCUCCUCCUUUAGCUCACAAAGACACCCCCUUGACGUUGACCUUUAUUGAAAAUUUGAGUACGCGGACACGAACGAAGAGCCUUGCUACACAUCUUGUUCUCAAAUGGGCACUUGGUGGGCUUAGCACCAACAUCAAUGACACCGAAGACUUUACGUGUAUGGCCUUAGACACUAUUGGGCUCUGCUCCAUGGGGUCUCGGCUUCGACAGCUUUUAUUCAUCCGAGAUGAAUCCCCAUGGCUAACUUUCUCCCUGAGGCCGGUGACCGAGGGACAAGGUCACUGCCAGGCAUGUUUUACCACUCUGAGGCUCAGAAAUCCUACAAAGAUAAUGAAAAAUGCGUUCUACUACUCGCGUGGUAUUAAAUGCCCGGAAGAGCGGUCAACAAUCAGCGAUGAUAGCAUCAUCAGCGAUCUUAUGACAUUCCUCGUGGCCGGGCAUGAGACAACCUCCAGAAUACUUUCUGAUACAUUUUAUCAUCUUCCCAAAAACCCAGAGACAUUUGCCAAGACACAACAAGAGGUCGACCCUGUACGUGGAAAGGGGCCAGUCACAUUGGCCCAUAUCUCUAAGCUGGGCUAUAUCAAUGGCGCCCUCCGCGAAGCUCUUCGGAUCGACUCAACGAUUCCGACAAUAGGUCUCUCUCGUAAGGAAGACACAACGCUCGGCGGCAAGUACUGUCACUGUUCAAUCGAGAUCCAACCGUCUGCGGCGAAAGUUCCUAUGAUUUCAAGCCGGAGCGGAUCACGGAAGAGAACUUCAACAAUCUCAAAAGAUAGUUUCCCAACUACCGGGAGCCAUUUGGCGAUAGCAAACGAUCGUGUAUCGGUAGGGCUUGUGUCUGGCAAGAGCGUCUGA